Miscanthus lutarioriparius is the source of this 951-nucleotide messenger RNA. The record is from the annotation of a GenBank genome assembly. NCBI's taxonomy places the organism in Eukaryota, Viridiplantae, Streptophyta, Magnoliopsida, Poales, Poaceae.
AUGGCAUCCAACAAGCCAGUUACUGAAUCAAUGCAGGAGUCAAGUGCAUUUACAGGUACUGAUAAUGAAGAGAUCACAGCAAUUAGAAGUGUCAUUGAUGCAGCUGAGAUUAAGUGGGGAGGUUCUUUAUCUGGAGGUGGAUAUGAUGGUGGACAGUUGGGCCGCCAUUGUGGCAUUCGGGACUACAUUAUUACUCAAUCGAAGUGCCUUUGUGGUGUUGAAAUACUUGCAGAUGACCUAAUUCCCAAUCAAACCCUUAGAAUUACAAUCUCAAGCUUGUUAUCAUCAAGGGCUGGUGGCCUUUCAAGUGGCAGAGCGAAUCUUGCAAGCUCCAAUAGCAGCAAUUUGGAUGGCAAAUCUGUCACCGCUUCCUCUUUGUUAAAAGGGGACACUAAGCACCAUAUGGAUAGUGCACCAUCGGCUACUACUGAAGGCAGUUGCCUGAUAACUGCGGGCAAGAAUCCAGUGGAGAAAUCGACACAUUCUGAUCUCCAUAGUAAAACUGAAGAGACUGAAAAAACAUCAGUGAAGAAGACUCUUGCCACAGCAGGUGACAUGAAAACCUUUCCUGAACCAAGAUGCCAGAAACAGCCUCAACCUGAUGGGGUAGCAAUAGUUUCAGGGAAGCUUGAGCGAAAAGUGGUUAGGACUAAGUCAGAAAAGAAGCAAAAGAAGGCUGGGGCCACUGGAAAUGGAAACACCAACUGUACUGAAUAUGGUUUCAACAUUCCUUUUGAACCACCAUGUUAUGACUCUUUGUUUGGACUGGGAGGACAGCCUUGGGGAACCGAUCCUUACAUGUACUGUAUGCCAAAUAUGCCUUGCUUCAGCUACCCUCUGGGCCCUUACAAUGUCAAUGGCAUCAGUAACUUACCCACUGCACGGUCCUGGAUUGCAAGGCUACCCAGCAAGCCAUUACAGGUAUGUAGAGUUGCAGGUCAAUUGAGUUGA